Cololabis saira (Pacific saury) is the source of this 1911-nucleotide messenger RNA. Its product is annotated as creatine kinase U-type, mitochondrial-like. The record is from RefSeq and is a predicted model, not a curated record. Gene Ontology annotation, molecular function: creatine kinase activity. The transcript is spliced from 9 exons. Bases 283 to 1539 code for a protein of 418 amino acids. Gene Ontology annotation, biological process: phosphocreatine biosynthetic process. NCBI's taxonomy places the organism in Eukaryota, Metazoa, Chordata, Actinopteri, Beloniformes, Belonidae. Gene Ontology annotation, cellular component: mitochondrion.
CCACGCUUGUCAAAGAUUCCAGCGGAGCCGCAGCAUCACCUGCUCCUCUACCGUCCUCUACCGUCCUCUACCGUCCUCUACCGUCCUCUCCUCUGCGGUGCUCCGUCCUCUACCCGUCCUCUGUCCGCCCUCCACGGUCCAUCCCCGGCUCCUCCACGGUCCAUCCCCGGCUCCUCCACGGCUCUUCCCCGGCUCCUCCACGGCUCUUCCCCGGCUCCUCCACUGUCCAUCCCCGGCUCUUCCCCGGUCCAUCCCCGGCUCAUCCCCGGCUCCAGGUCCAGGAUGUCCAGCAGCUUCUCCAGACUGCUCUCCUCCCGGGGCGGCCGGGCGGGGGUCCUGUCGCUGCUGGGGGGGUCCGUGACGGCCGCGCUGCUGCUGCAGCACCGCGGGGCCGGCGCCAGCGCCGCCGGGCCGGUCCGCAGGCUCUACCCGGCCAGCGCCGAGUACCCGGACCUGCGGCUCCACAACAACUGCAUGGCCAGCCACCUGACGCCCGCCAUCUACUCCCAGCUGUGUGACGCGGCCACGCCCAACGGCUUCACCCUGGACCAGGCCAUCCAGACGGGCGUGGACAACCCGGGCCACCCCUUCAUCAAGACGGUGGGGGUGGUGGCGGGGGACGAGGAGACCUAUCAGGUCUUCGCGGCUCUUCUGGACCCGGUGAUCAAAGAGAGACACAACGGUUACGACCCGAACACCAUGAAGCACCCGACCGACCUGGACUCCAGCAAGCUCGUGGGCGGCCGCUUGGACGAGCGCUACGUGCUGUCCUCCAGGGUCCGGACGGGCCGCAGCAUCCGGGGGCUCAGCCUGCCCCCCGCCUGCACCCGGGCGGAGAGGAGGGAGGUGGAGCGGGUGGUGGUGGCGGCGCUGGACGGCCUGCAGGGGGAGCUGGCGGGCCGGUACUUCAGCCUGACCCAGAUGACGGACCGGGAGCAGCAGCAGCUCAUCGACGACCACUUCCUGUUCGACAAGCCCGUCUCCCCCCUCCUCACCUGUGCAGGGAUGGCCCGUGAUUGGCCCGACGCCCGCGGGAUCUGGCACAACAACGAGAAGACGUUCCUGAUCUGGGUGAACGAGGAGGAUCACACCCGGGUCAUCUCCAUGGAGAAGGGAGGGAACAUGCAGCGGGUGUUUGAGCGCUUCUGCACCGGCCUGAAGGAGGUGGAGCGGCUGAUCCAGGAGCGCGGCUGGGAGUUCAUGUGGAACGAGCGGCUAGGCUACAUCCUCACCUGCCCCUCCAACCUGGGCACGGGGCUGCGGGCCGGCGUGCACGUCAAGCUGCCGCGGCUCAGCAAGGACCAGCGCUUCAGCCGCAUCCUGGAGAACCUGCGGCUGCAGAAGCGCGGCACCGGCGGCGUGGACACGGCGGCCGUGGGCGGCGUGUUCGACAUCUCCAACCUGGACCGCCUGGGGCAUUCCGAGGUCCAGCUGGUGCAGACGGUGGUCGACGGCGUCAACUACCUGGUUGAAUGUGAGAAGAGGCUGGAGAAAGGCCAGGACAUCAAGGUGCCCCCUCCCCCCAAGCAGUUCAAGUAGACCCCCCCACUGUCCCACGAUGACCCCACGAUGACCCCCACUGUCCCCCGAUGACCCCACGAUGACCCCACGAUGACCCCCCCACGAUGACCCCCCGAUGACCCCACUGACCCACGAUGACCCACGAUGACCCCACGAUGACCCCCCUGACCCCACUGACCCCUCACUGCCCCCCCCACCUACACAGAUAGAUAGUUCCAAUAUCUGUGUCGUUUCUCCCUCUACUGCCCCCCCCCCCAAUAUAAUAGGUUAUUAAUCUGAUGUUUAUAAUCUCUAACUGUAAUUUAACUGAGCCAGUCCUGCAUGCCCCCCCCCACCACUAACCCCCCCACGGCCGGUUCCGGCUCGUUCCAGCUCGUUCAGCAAUAACAA